AUGCACCCUCGCCCUCUUCCUUUCUCUCCAGUGCACACAUUUCCUGCUAGCUACAAAGCAGCUGACCUUACACUGAAGCUGCAUACUGCACAGAGGAGAGUGGGGUGAAGGGAGAGGAGAGGUGACAGUGUGACUAUCUGCGAAAAGCCUGCAUGGCAAAGGCAGUGGGAGGGACAAAAAGGACUGGACAAUACCUACAACACAAAGAAGAAAAAACGCUGCCAAAAACCAGGACAGUGGAGGACUACUGCAGACGAUGAGCUCCAUCUGACAUCAGGGGGAGAAAAUCAACACCAAGUAAAGGAAUGAAGUUUUCAUGGACUGUCUCCUGGAGACAACUCAUUGGAAGAUGUAGUCUCUGAAAAGCCCAAUUUCUAAAAAAAUCUCACAUCAGUGGAUCAGCUUUCACCUGUAAGUAUAGCUCCUUACUUUGACUUUACACCCAGAUGCCAGAGUCAAAUUUUUCCACAUGUUGGUUUAAAUAUUGGUUUCUAUUCAAAAUAUUGCAGCUUUACACAUAGUUUUUGUCCACAGAGGUUGACCUCUGACCAUGCAGGCUCUGAUCUCAGGUGGAGGCUUGGUUGAAUUCAUCAGCCUGAGGUGGAAAAAGCAAAUUACACACACCUGAUACAUCGUCCUUUACCUGGUUACACUCAAACUGAAAGCAAUCAGAGCGCCCAUCAGGCAAGGACCAGAGGUCAGCUCUGUUGCAGGAUGAUGAUCUUUCACUGCCAACUUUAAAAUCUUUAUCUAAUCAGGGCUAAAAUAUAUGCACAUAUAAAAUUAGCUAUAAUAAACACACACGUCAAUUAAAGAGAGGUUGCGAUUUUUGUGAUGCAAUUUCAUUGUUAUUUCAAGCAGGAAAUUUGACCCCAAUUUCGAGAGAAAUGCAUUUUUUCACUCCAUUUCUUUCCUUUUUUAUCAUCAGCAGGAAUUAACUGAUUUUGACUUGUUUCAUUUUUUUUUUUUCAUAAGAUUUUUUUUUUUUUUCAGCUUUCACGGUCUUCGUGCACAUCAUACACCGGUCAAAACUGACCCGUCUUUUGAAGGUGUGACUCAGAAAAUGUAGCCAUAGAUAUUGAGUGACAGAACCAGGCAGAGGGGAGGUCACUGAAUCAUCAUGCAGACCAUAAAAUGACUUGUUUCAUCGGCUUUUCAGGCCAGUCUACUGUGACCACCAUGCCCCUGUUCAGCUGGAUGAAAUGGACCACUGAAACAAAAGCGCAAGCUGAGACUGAGGAAGCCCCUUUUAAGACCCCUGAAGUUGUGCCCAGUCGUAUGCUAAUCAGAGAGCUCCUGUGGCAUGUGGAGGAACGAGAGCGGCUGGCAAGGGAACUGGAGCGGGAGAACAGGCUGACCCACAGUGCUCUGGGCACCCACUGGUUCCAGAAGUACCCCAGGUUACGGACUCUCAUCCCUACAUCUGAGCUCCACCAGCUGGAGUUCCUCUGUGCACAGAUCCCUCUUGUCCAUGCAGCCACCGUGCUCUCCAGGUAUUUGCAAGCAGCCAUGCCGUGCUCCAUCCUCACAUUAGUAUGCUGUCAACAGUGGCUAGCUGCUGCUGCAUCAACACAAGGCCUGACAGCAGGAAAAGCAGAGAAGACCUAAAGGGAUGAGAAGGGAAGGAGGGCAGGCUGCCAAGAAAGCCAUUAUGUGUUACUGUCACAAAGGAGGGCAGCUUGGGUGUGAAGGUGAAGGGUGCCCUGUAAGGCUGAGUGAGGCCAGACUGCUGGGGUUUUCAUAAUCUUUGUUCAAGUAAUAAUGAUAUAAAAAAAGGUUUUUCCACAUGGCUGAUCACAGUGACCUACUUGUUUUAUUUUCCAUAAAACUCGAUGCUGGGUCACUACUCUGUCCUUACACAACCAAAUAACCGGAGAAUGACCUAUUUAGGAGGAAAUGCGUUAUGCAAAGAGUAUACAGGUCAUUUUGAGAGGGUUCAACAACACAUAAGACACAGCUCACUAAAAAUGUAGGAUGCUGAUACUGUGCUGAUACCAAUUUUGCACCUUCAACAAGUGAUUCAUUAAAAUUGAUUGGUUGUGUCCUUUCACAGGUUUCGUGAGGUGCUUGCCACUAACAACAUAAAGCCCUGGGAGUUGGCAUCUGUCUUCAAACAGGUACUGAGGGACUUUCUGAGUCAAAAACAUUACGAGGGAAAGGACAACCUCUCAGUGCACCCAGCACAGCUCCGACCAAUGGAGGCUUGGACCAGCCGCUACCAAAUAAAGCAGGGUUUUGUCACACCCACUGUCCCAAACUGUGGAGACCACCAAAGGGAGGAGAUCCCGACGAUAUCUGGAUAUGUAGACAGGGCCAUGCGGCACUCUGGUUCAAAUUCAGGUCUCAACAGAGACUGGGACCUUCCUUAUUUCUACCCAGUUCCUCUCAGAUCCACAGGGGCAUACAGCACUACACUAUAGCUGUUUUUACACAGGUACAUAUGUAAACAUAAACAGCAGAGAAUUUGUGGUUUUAUCAUGCAACAAGUGCAAACCCAGAAAAGGAACAAGCUGAAUUUCACAUCUGAGACCGAAGAGGGAGGACCAGAUGUGUGCACAUGUUUGGUUACAUGUAGCAUGAAUUCAGAAACAAAAUCUGUAAUCAUGGCAUAGGUCUCUGUUACUUCGUCACCUAUCCUGUUGUAAUCAUUCAUAACACAGACUUUGGCAGCAUGCUUUUUUAUGUCAUGUCCUGCCUCUCAUGAUUUAUCUCCACUCCCCAAUCUACUAUCCCCCUCAUCUGACAGUAAAAGGUCCCAUUUUUAGAGACAUGUAUUCAAGCAACUCUGGACAUUUUCAGGGGCAGAAGAAGGACAAUGCUACUCAUAACAUCUAUGGCCAUAUUCUUGCAGUGACUCAAAUCUUUUAAAAUAUGGAGACAAUUUUGAGCUUGAUGCACAAUUUGUUUAACUUUUUAAGUACGGUAGCUUUUCACCUACUGAUUUCAAUCCUAAGUCAAUGGUCCAAUAGCAUUUUUGCAAUGGCAUACCCCUGAUAUAACCUUGGUGUUACAUCUGGGUAUGUAAUUCAAGGAGGAUUGUUAGGAAGUGGGAAUGAGUCUCAAGGCCUCUGAGUGGACACACCUUGACAAAAGGUACCAACCAGUAGGCCUGUCGCGAUAAUCAAUAAAUCGCCUUAUCGCUCGAUAAAUAAAAACGAGGUCGAUAACUUUGCCAGCCUCGAUAAUUAACGUGCGUUUGUUUUCCUCCUCUCUUGCUACCAAACACGCUGGAUGAGAGAAGAGGUCUCACUCUGCGCAUUUUUCUCGGCACCUGGGGGCGUUGGCUCUAUGGCGGAAUGAACGGAGUCAGUGAACCCUCCUGUCAGUCAUUCAGUAUCUUUGUCACGGGGGGCGCGCGCACAGGUACACGUAGGCGCGCACAGGCACACAGACAGACUUUUGGAUACAGUGCUGCAAGUGAGCGUCGUGAGUGAAAAGCAAGCAAACAGAAUGAACACGACAGCUUUGGUGUCUAAACCGAACUCAACAGCCCAAGUGUGGGAAUAUUUCAGCUUUAAACCAGUUUUGUUUUCGUCAACCACAAAACUCCACGUGUGCGCGCGCGCUCGUGUGUGUCUGUGUGUUGGAGGAGCACAGCAGGCUGAUGAGAGCUGUCAGAGCGGACUGAAGCUGCUCCUAUAUGUUUAGCGUUUAACUGACUGAGUUUUGCAACUCUGUUCGUCAUUUUCGUCUCGUCCCAUCAACGUAAACGCACUUUCGUCUCGUCACAUUUUAGUCAUCUCCGACUUAUGUUUAGCUCGUCAACGAUACGUCUUCGUCGUGGGUAAAAUUAAAGUUUAUCACUUUUGACACGGUGUACUCGCAUUAUUAUGCCAUUUGAUAUCAUUAUCUAUAAUUUAAAAAACGGUGUCAAUAAUAUCGUUUAUCGGCAAUAAUUUGUAGCACAAUUAUCGUCCAGCAAAAUUUGUUAUCGUGACAGGCCUACCAACCAGUUUACAAUUAAAAUAAACAUUUAAAAAGUCUUAUUCAGAAAUCCAUGUUUGACAUUUUUUUGUGACUUGGACAAAUUCACAAAUAAUUAAGCUUUAUUCCCUGUCCUGGUUUUAUUGCUUGUACCUUUAAAGUGUGAAACUGUCAACCUGUGACUGACUGACACAUUUUCUUCUGCCAAAAAUAUGACAUUUUGAACAGUAAAACCUACGAUUUAUAUUAUCUUCAUAAACAGCCCUUCAGAAAAAAAUUCAAGUAUUUCAAAAUAUAGAAAUAUUAGAGACAACCCAGGACAAUACAGUUUGUUCUUACAGUAGACUUUCCUUGACUUAAGACGUUUACUAAUUUAUUUUUUUUAAAAGCUCAGCUGAAGUCAUAGUCAUUUUUUUUAAAUCCUAGUUUGGCUUAAUCAGUAUUGCUACAAACUUUACCAUGGAGAAAUCACACUGAAGUUUUGGAUGGUGCACCACAGCCUACCCAUUACACACAAAAAAAUAAUAAAAACUUCUUAAUUCCUCAUUUACACUUUUAUAUGCUAGUAUGCUGUCAAAGUGAUUCAGUUGGCCUCCAUUAAUGACGAAAACUGCAGUCACUUUAGCAUUAUUCGACCGUUAAGCUAGGUUUCUCUGGCGGGAAUGCUAGCUUGUGGGUCCGUGUACUUAACGGCUAACGGAUUUUCGUUUUCAAAUGAAAAAACGAAACGACCAGUAAGGAAGAUAUUCAUUCAAAUGUUAUUUCUUUCUUCAUUUAAGUAUAAGAAUCCAUUGGCCGCCAAGUAGACGGACCCUUGAGCAUCGUUAAAAGACUGUUAACUAGCUGCCAUCUCACCCAGAGCCCUGCGACGACGGUUCGUCCAUUUUGUUCUCCUUCUUUUCUGUCAUACGCAAGAAGAUGGCUUAGAGAUAGAAGCGCGCGAGGCACGUAAUGGCGGUAACGACACUGCCCCUUAGUGGUUAAAUGCAGAAACGUAAAAAAAUCACCAACAAAUAAAUAAAAGAAACUGUAAAAUAAAAAGCUUUUAGUUAAAGACAAGCAAGAUGGUUUUGUCGGUUUUAUUUAGUUAUAUCAAUGUAUUGUAAUUAUCAAUGCAUUACAUAAGUUGUACUUCAAUAUUGUAAUCUUGAGAACUGGAACCAACACUACCAACCUUUAGUCUAUUUUGGAGGUUGGAUAAUGUAUAAAAACAUUCACAUUUUAGGAAAAAAUGAAGAGCUAUAAAAUGAAACUACUACUAUAGGUGUAAACUUCUGAUAUUUCAUUAUGGGCUUUAAGUAACCCUUAACCAAUAACAAUGUUCAUGUAUAGGAUUUUGUGAUAAAAAAUAAAAAUAAAAAAGUUUUGAGUACAUUUUUCUCACUGUCAAGAAAAUACCACAAGUGAGACAUCGCAGCUUAUUGGAGUAGAUUUUUUUUUAAUUACAGUAUGCAAAAAAAAAAAAAAAAUCACACUAAGGCACUGGCCUUACAUCUCAGUUUGGCAGGAAAAUCACAAUUAACUACAAAGGCUUUAGCUAAGCAAUGCACAACGCAAUAACAGUCAUGAAACGAAAUUUGUAAUUUUCACUUUUAAACUUUAUUCAGUAUUUAUGUAAUAUACCAUAGUGUAAUAAAAAAUUGACAAAAUGAAGCUGAAAA
This is a messenger RNA of Xyrichtys novacula (pearly razorfish), 5585 nucleotides long. NCBI's taxonomy places the organism in Eukaryota, Metazoa, Chordata, Actinopteri, Labriformes, Labridae. The record is from the annotation of a GenBank genome assembly.